Messenger RNA from Perkinsus marinus ATCC 50983, 1302 nucleotides. RefSeq lists its product as hypothetical. The transcript is spliced from 10 exons. Gene Ontology annotation, molecular function: hydrolase activity. The coding region runs from base 1 to 1302 and encodes 433 amino acids. Lineage: Eukaryota; Perkinsozoa; Perkinsida; Perkinsidae. The record is from RefSeq and is a predicted model, not a curated record.
AUGACUACCGCGUACCCUGCGUACGGUGAGCGUAAAACGGUAACGACUAUGCAUUCACAGCUGUCUACUACUGUGCCUAGCAUUGAUUCGGUUGAUUACGACAACCGAAUGAAUGCUCAGCUUACAGGGAUACCUGAUGAAGGGGAAGCUCAAUGGGACCUCGAGGACGACUCCGAGUUCCUCAGCGGUCCUGAUGGGAAGGCCAACAAGGUGAGGAAGUCGAUCCUCACGCCGUGGUGGUUGGAUGAUAAACGAGGCAGCAAGACCUUUGGCGUUAUUGCGGAUGUCGAUGUUGAUAGCGAUUCUGAGCCGGCAACUACUUUGCCUCCAAUACAGAAGCGGUACAGGUCCCGUACAGAACUUCAAUAUCACGUAGUCCCCUCCAGCUCAUUUCGGCAGACCUGGCGAGCUAUCAAGUGCCCAUUCGGUGUUAUAGGUGCUGGCUUUGCUGGCCUUAUCGCACCUCCGAGACGGAAGACGUGGAAUAGAUCGUUCUCGGCUAGUGUGAGAAUCAUUCGCAGUGCGGGCAAGAACAUCCCGCGGAAUCCUUUAUUGAUGCAGAGCAUAUGCGAUGUGAGCCUACCUGGUACGGGUAAAUCUGGGGUAACUCGAUGGAGGACGGCAGUAGGGCGAUGCAAAAUUGAGUGGUAUUGGCCAUCGAAACGAACAGCGACGUUAAAGCGGCAAGUGUCAUUCAAGGGUCCUGGGAAUCUGCACGAUAACUCCGACUGGCGAGAUGCCCUGGGAGAUCCAUCGUAUCCGGUCAUUCUCUACUUUCACGGUGGUGCCUUCGUCCUGUGUACUCCCGGCAGCGUUGCUUACAGACCCUUCAUCACCAAAUGCGCAUACGACUCUCAAAGUUUCAUAUGUGCACUCAACUACUCCCGCCCCCCAGAGAUUGGGCUCAAAGAUAUCAUCGAAGAGGGCAUCAUAUCGUAUAGCUAUCUUAUCAACUCCCUCGAGAUCCCACCCGAACGCAUUGUUGUCAUGGGUGACUCUGCUGGAGCGAAUCUGGCCAUGAGCGUCCUAUUGCAAAUAAAAGAUAGAGGGCGAUACCCACUACCGGCUGGCCUGGCCCUCCUGUCGCCCUGGGCAGACAUGAUUACCAGUGGACGACCCAUUGGUGUCACCGGGCCUGUCACCAUCAUUGGACUUGCAAGUGCCUAUCUAUUGUACCUAUGGCGAAGUAGAAAUUCUGCGGGCAUCAACGGAGCGGCUCUGCAGGAGCGAGUCGCUAUCAACCUUAUUGAUCUCAAUGUAGACGAGGAGAUCGUGGAGCUAUUGAUACAGCCAGUUAACUGA